AUGGCCGAAGCGAUGGCGGAACCAGCGGACGUUGCGAGCGUCACUGUGACGGUUCAGCAGCAGCAGCAGCAGCAGCAGCAGCAGCAGCAGCAGCAGGCCGAGGCAGGAACAGCACGGACCCAGUCCCAGCCGGGAGAAACCGCCGCCGGAGAAGAAGCGACGCCCGGGGCCGCUGUACUGACCCUUCGGCUGCGGCCCAGGCCCAGUGUGACGUGGAGCGCGGACGUGAUAAACAACGAAGGGAUGGGCAAAAAGAGCUCGAAGCGUUGCUGCAUUUUCCACAAGAAGCGGAACUUCGACGAGAGCGACAGCGACGAGAGCGACUCGGACGCGGACGACGAGGAGCGCGAGCGGCGCUGGGCGCAACCCAAGCCCGGCAGGCCAAAGGCGCACCAACUUUACCACGGAUGAAAGAAAAGAGUCCAGCAAGCAGUACUUUGGUGGCUAGUUACAGCUUUCAGGCGCCCCCACUUUAUUACAGGAGCCCAGCAGUAUUUAGUGGCUAGUACAGCUUCGGGCCUACGGCGCACCAACUUUACCAAACGUCCAGCAGGAGCAUAUCGGUGGCUACAGGUUGCACGCAAUGCAGUGACAUCAAUUGCUUUUACCAACGGUCGGUAUGGUAGUCGAUACGGUAGAAGUAGCGGGCCUAGGCUGGUAGUAGGUCAAAUAGGCCAUGAAGGUUUGGGUUCAUUUGUAGUAGCUCCGAGCCGGGCCAGGUGGCGGCGGGGGAGGGGGUCUGCACGCUGAGAGAGCAAGCCACGUGACUAUAUUUACCGCGGGCGGGGUCAUAGUCGAACGGCAGCAGCAGUUCCAGCGGUAGUCAUGUGGGCUCCGGAGACCAAAGGCGUUCAAGACUCUGGACUUUUCCCCUUGCAACGGCGGCGCUCAUGAUGCGUCAUUGAAGACUGAAGCGGCGGCAGCUGAUGAGAUCCUCCACCACUCUAUGCUCUGCUGCUUUGAGUCUGCUGCUGCUGCUGCGGCAACUCGCCGCUACGUUUGGUUCAUUGUAGGCUAAGAUCGGUUUGUAGGUGUAGGCAGUCAGCGGAGUAGAAUAGGUCCCCUGUUUUUCUGCUAGGCUAAGAUCGGUUUGUAGGUGUAGGCAGUCAGCGGAGUAGAAUAGGUCCCCUGUUUUUCUGCCGCAGGUCCGAUCUGCAUGUGAGGAUGCUGCAGAGGCUACAUCGAUGACCGCGCGCAAUGACAGCGUCAGGAGAGCAAGCCCUUCUCUGGCUGUGAGGGCUGCUCCUACCGGGAAAGCAGAAAACCCACCGUCCGUUUUGCCUUCGCGACGUGUGCGAGCGAGGAAUCACCGGGAACAUCAACCUCGCAAGACAUGUUGUUGCUCCUGCUGCUGUUGGUACCGCGUUGGCUCGGCGGUUGUAUGUGCCAUACUCUGUUCACGAAUCGGAGAAUCAAGGAGUUUUAUUUGUUUGACAGUUAUGGUCUGGAUGUGUAGGAGUGCAGGGUCUGUGUGUGCAACCCCGUUUCCGAAGCGCUUUGCUUAUGGAAGAAACUGCUCAGUACAAUGGGGAUUUGAGAAGAAAUGAGAAAACCGAACGCCGGCGGUCGAAGGAAGAAGCUGGGGCACUUUCGAUCUGUCGACCUUGGCGCGUAAAUCACGGGUAGGCACGGAACGUUCCUAAAACAUGUACAUCAUACAUGCAGGGGGGGGGGUGGGUCGAGGCAUGGUCUGAGGGAGAAAGGGUGGUGUGGCUUGUCUUUGUCGUUGUGCGUUGCGCCGGUACUUAGCGAGAAGUAAAGCGAGAGUUGAGCUAGUCGUGGUCAGCUGUGGCGUGCACCGUGUCUGGCACAGGUGGCGAUUUUCGUUGGAGCUACUGUACCCGUGUCGGGAAAAAAUAAUCCGGGUUGGGUGCGCUGUCUGCAUUCCGCGCGGACGGAAAGGUUGAUAGGUACCGGUGCUACUACCAGUUGCUGUGAUGCCGCCACUCCGCCUCGCGUGGGUUUGCUUGAUAUCUGUGGAUAUCGAACACCGACUUGGUAGGUGCAUGCCCAACAGUGUUGCAGCACAGUUACAGACGUAGCGUUGAUGGCGUGUGGCGAUGCGUUGUUUGCUCGUGGCUGCCCUUGCCCCGCCUGGGCACCUACUAUGAAACUAUCUAAAGUGGCUAGAUCACUCGGACUUGUAUACUUUUUAUGUCUCGUAAGUAGGAAGUCUAGACUAGUCUUGGUUUUUCCUUUGCAUGGAGGUUGAUGCGCCGACGUCCGGGGAUGUCGGAAUGAAUUGUUUUAAUGGUUGGUGUUUUACGCGUGUGUCGUUGUGUAGGCACGUGUAUUUUGGCUUUGUUGUGAAUAGAUGGAACACGUUCUUGACAGAAGCUGGCGGGGGGGGGGGGGUAGACCACCACCCAUUCUCAAGUUUUCAGUUUAACGUGCGUGGCAGUGUGCGUUGAUUGCAUCUCUUUGACUUUGGUCACACUUCUCGCACGUGUCUCUAGAGCCCCUUCGCACUUUGGGUCUGUCGUUUCUGUCGUUUCUGUCGUUUCGUCGUUGUCUUUUUGAACGGGUGCAAGCGCGGGGGUGCUGAGGACUCCGCAUUUGUUUAUUGGAAACCGAACGUUCAGCUGCUGUGCAUGGGUUUCAGCUGCCGGGGAAGGGCAAGACAGAGAGGGGAGAGGCGGGACGUUGUGGUAUCGCCCCUCAGUGGCAAAUCUGCUCCAUGGAACAUAUAUGUAAAUCGUUAUUGUAGUCCUUUGCUUGUCGAAAUGCGACAAGGUUUUACGUGAGAGUUGCUCGUCUCCGGCUGCCGUAGAUACCUUGUACAAGAGAAGUUUCACCCCGGGGCUUGGUUCAGAACAUUUCAUUUAUUGAUCCGCACAGGGUUGCGGUUUAAUUCCCCGCAUCGGUCAGAGACACGUUUUCAAAGCUGCAGAGCAGCUUUGGGAUCUCGUUUCGCCAGGGGCACGUUUUCCCGUCACGAGAUGGCAAA
Ectocarpus sp. CCAP 1310/34 is the source of this 2947-nucleotide messenger RNA. Lineage: Eukaryota; Phaeophyceae; Ectocarpales; Ectocarpaceae. The record is from the annotation of a GenBank genome assembly.